This is a messenger RNA of Suillus subalutaceus, 1450 nucleotides long. RefSeq lists its product as uncharacterized. Bases 324 to 1163 code for a protein of 279 amino acids. The transcript has 6 exons. The record is from RefSeq and is a predicted model, not a curated record. NCBI's taxonomy places the organism in Eukaryota, Fungi, Basidiomycota, Agaricomycetes, Boletales, Suillaceae. Gene Ontology annotation, biological process: regulation of DNA-templated transcription. Gene Ontology annotation, molecular function: DNA-binding transcription factor activity.
GGAAGGUAAGUUGCAGUACUAGGUUGGACUACCCCCCGGUGAAAGUGAAAUAAUUGAUCAAAGGAUUUCCGUGACUGUCUUUGCGUUGCCUUGCAUUACAUUCAAAGACUAUGAGAAGGGUCGCAUUGAAGACAUGUCGGCUGACUUUUCAAAGCGAAUAAUUCGGAAUCCGAGGCACUGAAUUCUUUUGGAAUAGUUGCGAUGCACCCUUGGGCGUCUGAGUGGAGUCCUUUCAACGUACGCCAACUAUAAUAACCGUCCAAUCUUUUUUUUUACAACCCCGAACUAUCCUUCCUCUCUCAUAGUUUACGUUAUAACGUUACAUGUCCUCGAUGGCGCACUCCGCUGCUGAAUCUGUCUCGUCACAACCCGAUCGUCCAGAGCGCAGCCGUAAUGCUAAAGCUCAAGCUCGCCAUCGUGCAAAGCGAAAGGCUUACAUUGAGCAGCUUGAGCAGACUGUCACCAAACUACAAACCGCUUUGGGCUUCACUCCAGACCAAGUGGCGGCUUUACCCCCACCCUUGGUCAAGAUUCGUGAACUCGAGCAAGAAAACACCCGCUUGCAGAAAGAAAAUGAAGAAAUGAGACGUCUCUUGGAAGCUGACCAUCGAGCUGGCCAUUUAUCCUCUGACUAUCGUCGACACUCCAUGUCCAACUUCCAUGACAAUCGUAACUACGCCCCUCAUGGUGAUCGUCCCCCUCCACUUACCAUUCCGCAGCCAAUUUCCCAUCACCAGUAUGGCAAUAUACCCUCCCACAAUGGCACAUCUGGUCAUGGCGGUGUUUCAGGCAACUCCUCCUCGCUCUUUAAUUUGCAUGCUCCCGCUUUUCAUCAUAUUCCUCAUACCCCGUCCGGAUCAAGUUCAACUUCAAGUCCUCCUUUUCGGCGACAGCCUUCCCAAAUGCAACACUCAUCGCAUUCCCCGGUUAACAGUCGUCCAAGUUCAUUAUCGCAUCACCCGCUUCCCAGCAGCUACCAUUCCAAUCAUUACGGAUCCGUCAAGGUUGAGGACGAUCAUUACAGCUCAUCAAACCAUCAUAAUCAUAAUGGGCCCUCCAACCAUUAUCACACCACCCUCCCUCCAUUUGCCCAAACCGUACCAGAAGCUGAAGUGGAUAACUGGCAUGCUUAUUCGGCCGAGCGCGCCCAGGUUCAUCGGUAGAACCGAAAUGCGAUUGUUCUCUUCUUCUCCAUUGAUCGGUUUAGAUGAUACCCCCCGCUCUAUUGCUAUCAUUGUCUCGCUGCAUUUCGACUAGCUCUCUUUGCCGCAUCGCUAUUUUUUUCUUUGUCAUUCUAGAGUCUACGACAACCUACUACUUCUAAUACUUAGCUUCGCCACUGUAAAAAGUUAUAACGCAUUCUAGUGGAUAUAUGUGCAUGAAUUGUAUAAUACUUGAUACUUAUUGUAAUCUAAGUAGGGGUGUUAUGGGUAUUAUUGUUGGACUAGUA